Messenger RNA from Pyricularia pennisetigena, 1281 nucleotides. RefSeq lists its product as uncharacterized. Gene Ontology annotation, molecular function: alpha-1,2-mannosyltransferase activity. NCBI's taxonomy places the organism in Eukaryota, Fungi, Ascomycota, Sordariomycetes, Magnaporthales, Pyriculariaceae. Gene Ontology annotation, biological process: cell wall mannoprotein biosynthetic process; protein N-linked glycosylation. The record is from RefSeq and is a predicted model, not a curated record. Gene Ontology annotation, cellular component: membrane; Golgi apparatus. The transcript has 3 exons. Bases 1 to 1281 code for a protein of 426 amino acids.
AUGUUUCGAAGACUCAGACGCAUGCCGCGGCGGCUACACCCGCUAGUCGUUGCGGCUAUGUGGCUCGCCGUCCCACUCGCGCUUGAGAGCCUCUACCACCAGCGAGGCUACAACGUACCGAAGCCGGAGCGCGAGAUGGACGCCGCCUUCUUCGGCAGCGAGGGCUGCCUGGAUCCGGUAGAGAUGGCCAAGGGGCCGCGCGAGAAGGCGGCGCUCGUCAUGCUGGCGCGCAACUCGGAGCUGGAGCAGGCAAAGCACACAGUCGAGUCGGUCGAGCGCCGCUUCAACCGCUGGUUCCACUACCCCGUGGUGUUUUUUAACGACGAGGAGUGGGACCCCGAGUUUGUGCGCCAGCUCAACGCUACGGUCAGCGGAGAGGCGAGGUUCGAGGUCAUUCCCAGGGAGGUGUGGUACUUUCCGAGCUGGAUGGAUGCGGACAAGGCAAAGGCUAGCAUCAAGGACCAAGGCGAUAGGGGGGUCUCGCAUGGUGGGCUGGAGGGGUAUCAUCACAUGUGCCGGUUUUACUCUGGCAAGUUUUACAACCUGGAGGCGCUCAAGGAGUUCAGGUGGUACUGGAGGUUAGAGCCCGACGUCGACUUUACGUGCUCAAUAACCUACGACCCCUUUGUCGAGAUGGCCAAGCGCAACAAAAAGUACGGCUUCACGAUAUCGCUGUGGGAGGAGCGCGACACGUGCCCAACCUUGUUUCGCCACAUGGCGGACUGGAAGGAGGCCAACCACGUCCCGACCAACAACCUCUGGAAGGCCGCCAUCUCGGCCUCGUGGGUGCCCUGGCCGUUCCGCAACCUCGUCGCCUGGCUGUCGCACAGGGACAGGUUCGGCGACAUGUGGAGCGGCUGCCACUACUGGAGCAACUUUGAGAUUGCCGACAUGGACUUUUUCCGCGGCAAGAAGUACCAGGACAUGUUUGAGUACCUGGACAAGAAAGGCGGCUUCUACUUUGAGCGGUGGGGCGAUGCUGCGGUACACUCCAUCGCGGUCGCCAUGCUCUUGGACCCGUCCCAGGUCCACCACUUUGACGAUAUAGGAUAUCGGCACGACCAGCUGUACCAGUGCCCCGUCAACUCCCUCGGCAACCAGCUGCCUGACAAUCCCAGCUUGGGGACGGACAAGAACUGGGCUCCCCCAGCGGAGGGGGGCGUCGGGUGCCGCUGCGAGUGCGACGGCAGGACGACGCCGCGCAACCACCCGGGCUACUGUCUCAACAAGCUCAAGGCGCCCAACACCAGGAGCCGACCCUGGUUUACGUGGUUCUUGUAA